Cadophora gregata is the source of this 1169-nucleotide messenger RNA. RefSeq lists its product as uncharacterized. The record is from RefSeq and is a predicted model, not a curated record. Lineage: Eukaryota; Fungi; Ascomycota; Leotiomycetes; Helotiales; Ploettnerulaceae. Gene Ontology annotation, molecular function: hydrolase activity. The transcript has 6 exons. Bases 71 to 931 code for a protein of 286 amino acids.
UUCAAUUGAAGUCAAUUCAAUUCAAGAAAGUUAUUCAAGAUCCCGAGAGUUUCCCUCGUCUUAUAUCAAUAUGCGCAUCCAAUACCAGCUCCUAGCUCUACUAGCGCCAUUCACAACACUCGCUACGCCAGCGAAAGAGUUCGGUUACGAUCCUGCGCCACUGAAGCAUGAACAUCCCGGACAGCUGUUCAAUCAUGUGAAUAGGAAGUCGAAGUGUUUGAGUGGGGUGUUGACGGAUACGAAUUCGACGGGGAGGUUUGACAGUGUUGGAGGGAUAAAUACGUAUCUCGCGUAUCCAAAAUCGAAGAAGACGGAUAUUGCGAUUUUGUAUUUGACGGAUAUUUUUGGGGUCCAACUUGUUAAUAAUAGAUUGCUAGCAGAUAGUCUGGCUCUUGCUGGGUAUUUCGUAGUGGAGCCUGAUCUAUUCAAUGGAGACCCAAUCGGCGUCGAUCAAUUGAAUGACCCAAGCUUCAACAUAACCGCCUGGCGUGAACGACAUCCUCCUGCGGCGAUUGAUGCCAUUGUCACUUCAACCAUUGCAGCUAUGCGAGGAGACCUGGGCGUUAAGAAGAUUGGAGCUGUUGGUUAUUGUUUUGGAGGCAAAUACGUCGCACGUUUCCUCGCCCCAGGAAAAGGUCUCGAUGCAGGGUUCACAGCCCACCCCAGUGCUGUCGUAGCCGAAGAAUGGCAGGCGGUCGCCGCACCAUUGACCAUUGCGUUUGGAGAACUCGACGCAUCAAGCACACCCUCCCAACGAGCCGCCGCCGAAGCGAUCUUCACAUCCACCAACAUCACUUUCCAGACGAACCUCUAUUCAAACGCUGAGCAUGGUUUUGCUGUGCGGACGAAUCUGUCGGAUCCUCAGAAGGCGUUUGCCCAGGAAAGUGCGUAUUUCCAGGCUGUGAGGUGGUUUGAUGCUUGGGUGAAGUGAGGUGAGAUGAGGGGGGACGAGGGGAAUGGAGUGGUAUGGUGUGGAGUGGAGUGGUGGUAAUUUUUAAGUAGCGGUAAUAUUCAAUAUUCACUGCGUUAAAUCAGCAGUACAAAGACAGCUCAGAGCCGAGCGAUAACUUCACGGCAAACCUCUUGUAUAUUACUUAUCUACUGAUCUCAGUCUUGUUGCUUAAUAGCCGCAAUAGAUACAUGUGGCAUUGCAUUCCCCGUAUCCCGCU